ACACGGUCACACAGAGACCUCAAAGUGGAACAUGCUCUCUCCAACCGGAUGGUAGUCGAAAGACGUUGAACGAGUCUUCAGUCGAUCGUCGAGUACCGAACGAUUUGACACGAUGGGCAUCGUACAGACUAUUACAGCGACAGCGUUCGUAUACAGCAUAGCUUUUAUUGCGGCUGGCAUGGUCUUAGCCCGUCUUAGCCUCAGUAUUCUCUUACACCCUACCCGGAUAUUCUGGAGGGUAAAACGUCGCCAAACACCGCCAGAGUGCCUCACAGACACUACCUACGGUAUCCACGGAUACCUUCCAGUUGAGGGAGUGAAAAUCCACUAUGUUGAAAAAGGCGACAGAUCAAAGCCACUAAUGCUAUUUAUUCAUGGAUUUCCAGAGUUUUGGUACUCGUGGCGACAUCAAAUUAAAGAAUUUUCCAAAGAUUACUGGACUGUCGCUGUAGAUAUGCGUGGAUAUGGGGAUUCUGACAAACCAGUAGGACUCGAGGACUACAAAAUGUCUCACCUUGUUAAUGACAUAAAGGAAAUUAUAGAAGCUUUAGGUCAUGAGAAAUGUACUCUGGUCGCGCAUGGCUUCGGCGGGGCAAUUGCAUGGAACUUCGUCAUGUUACAUCCUGAGAUGUUGAACAACUACAUUAUUCUAGAUGCGCCAUAUUCUCCAUCAAACUUCAGAAUAUUAACUUCGAACCUGUUUCAGAUCUUCAUGUCAUGGGAUGUGUUUUAUUUCCAACUUCCAUAUCUACCAGAAUUAAUGUUCAGAGCUUAUGACAUGGUGAGAUUCAAGCAUCUAUUCAGAGGAUCAACACCAAGAAGUCUCUCACCAGUGUCAGAUGAAGAUUUAGAAGCUUACAAGUACACUUUUGCGAAGCCAGGAGCGUUUACACCGCCCAUCAACUACUUCAGAGCAAAUGGUUUCUCACUUUCGCCACCGAAAUCAAAACUGAAGAAAGACAUCGAAGCACCAGGACUCUACAUGUUUGGUGAACAUGAUGAUCAUUUAGUGUAUGACCACUUGUGGGCGGCUCAGAGCUACAUUAAGAAUCUAAACGUGAAAAUGGUCAAAGGCGCAAAUCACUACGCCCAACAGGAUGAUCCUGAAAAAGUUAAUACCUUAAUCAGAGAUUUUCUUAAAAUCACACACCCAAAAGUGGAGCAGUCUGUUGCAAUAUGAUGUUCAUCUUUUUGAAUUUCAAAUCUCAGAUCCACGACACAUCCAACAAUGAAAGAAAGUUGUGGUAAAACUUUAUUUGUCGUUUUAUAAAGUUUUGUAGCUUGAUACAAAGUUAAUUUUACAUCUUGUAUAAAGGCUAUUUAAUUAUGUUACUAAAUAAAUUACCCUGAAACUAUAA
Messenger RNA from Zootermopsis nevadensis, 1358 nucleotides. Its product is annotated as epoxide hydrolase 4. NCBI's taxonomy places the organism in Eukaryota, Metazoa, Arthropoda, Insecta, Blattodea, Termopsidae. The record is from RefSeq and is a predicted model, not a curated record. Gene Ontology annotation, molecular function: catalytic activity.